Coprinopsis cinerea okayama7#130 is the source of this 333-nucleotide messenger RNA. RefSeq names its product CoH2. Lineage: Eukaryota; Fungi; Basidiomycota; Agaricomycetes; Agaricales; Psathyrellaceae. Gene Ontology annotation, molecular function: structural constituent of cell wall. The coding region runs from base 1 to 333 and encodes 110 amino acids. The record is from RefSeq and is a predicted model, not a curated record. The transcript is spliced from 3 exons. Gene Ontology annotation, cellular component: fungal-type cell wall.
AUGCAAUUCAAGUUCUUGACCACCGUCGCUCUCGCUACUCUUGCCGUCGCUGUCCCCACUGACCCGCCUCCCACCAACCAAUGCAACGCUCCCAACAACCUCGAAUGCUGCAACUCUGUUCAAGCCCCAACUAACAGCGGCCUUAUCGGCACGCUCCUUGGGUUGCUGAACAUUUCCGUUGGGGACAUCACUGGACUCGUGGGUCUCACCUGCAACCCGAUCUCCCUCAUUGGAGGCGGUAACAGCUGCAACGCCCAAACUGUUUGCUGCCAGAACAACCACUUCGGUGGCCUCAUCUCUAUUGGGUGCACUCCCAUCAUCAUCGACGUCUAA